AUGGCGAAAUUUAUGGGUUUUGGUCUAAAUACUGUUGCUGAACUACUCCCUUGUUUCCCAAAAAAACAAUCCGAUGCUCCCGUCACUUUGCUCUGGAAAUCUCCUGAUGGAGAUGCAUCUCCUUUGGAUUCUGUCAUCCAGCAUACUCCAAACCAGCUUUCUCAAACAGGUCAUGCCACAUAUGUGGAGCCAUUGCAUCUCUGGGACAAUGCCUCAGGAAGCCACGCUGACUUCACGACCAAUUUCUCUUUCUCCAUUGACGCACAGAACAAUGCUUCACAUGCUGAUGGGCUCGCAUUCUUCAUUGUUCCUCCGCAAUACAGAAUGCCUGAUGAAAGGCAAGGGAGCGUUAUUGGCCUUGCCAGUGGCAAACUGAUCUUAAACUCAACAGCAAAUCCAUUUGUUGCUGUCGAGUUUGAUACAUACUACAAUCCAUGGGAUGACAUGGAUCAUGUUGGUAUUGACAUCAGCUCUUUGAAAUCUUUAAAAAGUGUGAAACGGUACAGUAGCGUUAUGGAUGGGAGGGUAAUAAAUGCUAGAAUUAAUUAUAAUUCUAGUUCCAAGAAUCUCUAUGUUUAUUUUACAGGAGUUUCAGGUAUUGGUCUUGCCAGUGGCAACAUGACCAUAAUCUCAACAGCAAAUCCAUUUGUUACUGUCACUCAGCCGAUCCUGGAGAGGAAAAAAUGGAUCACAAGCUUGCGCCGGCCCCGUAGAAGAUGA
Messenger RNA from Hevea brasiliensis (rubber tree), 720 nucleotides. RefSeq names its product lectin 6-like. Gene Ontology annotation, molecular function: carbohydrate binding. The transcript is spliced from 2 exons. Lineage: Eukaryota; Viridiplantae; Streptophyta; Magnoliopsida; Malpighiales; Euphorbiaceae. Bases 1 to 720 code for a protein of 239 amino acids. The record is from RefSeq and is a predicted model, not a curated record.